CACACUACUCGUCCAUUUCUCCGGCUGAAUCUCAGUGACAUUGAGGUGUAAGAUGACACCUGUCGCCACACAUCCAGUUUAGAGCUGUUCUCUCAUUCGCCUGAACCUUUUUUCUGUCCAUCUGUUCCUAGAAGACUACGAGGAUGGAGGAUCUGGCUGUUAUGGAGCUGUUAGAGUGUCCUUUGUGUAUGGAGCCAUUGGACGUGUCUGCAAAGGUCCUGCCAUGCCAGCACACGUUCUGUAAAUCAUGCCUUCAGCAGCAGGAGACAUCACACCCUGAUCAGUUGUGCUGCCCAGAGUGCAGAGCUGCUGUUCCUGGAUCAGUGGAGGAGCUUCCCACUAACCCGCUGCUGCAUAGACUCUUAGAGAGCCUUCACGAAUGGGGUCCAGUGAGCACACCGAGGGACAGAUCUGUCAGAUAUAUGAGCUCUCCGGCUCAGGAGGACCAUUGCAGCAGUUACACGCAAGAUCUUCCCAAGCAGGAGCAGAACACGCAGAGGGUUCAAGCCCAAGCAUUAUAUGACUUCCAGGGUAAUGCUCCAGGGGAGCUCACAAUGAAGUCAGGUGACAUCAUUUAUCUGCGGUGGAGAGUAGAUGAUAACUGGUAUUAUGGGGAAGGCAAAGACAGCAGAGGUUUGGUUCCAGUCAAUGUGUUGCAGGUCUUGAGUGAACAGCCUCAGCCUCUAGCCCUCUGCAGAGCUCUUUAUGACUUCAAUGCUAACAAUCUGGAUCCAGAGGGCAGCAAGGAAUGCUUAACCUUCUUCAAGGGAGACAGCAUUACUCUCCUUAAACAAGUCAAUGAAAAUUGGGUGGAAGGUAAACUCGGAGACAAAGUUGGGAUUUUUCCUUUGCAACUCACAGAGCCAAAUCCGGCGGCAUACGAGCUUCUGGAAAAGCAUAAAAGGAGGGACUCAGUGGAAGCGCAGCCAAGGAGCAGCGUUAGGGUCAACGCAGAUGCUUGCAUCCACAGGCGGCUCACUGGUCCAUCUCAGAAGUCAUCCAGGCCUUCAAAUGUCAAUCUCUUGAACAGCCUAAACUGUCCUCCCCUCAGCCUGAGCCAGCAGCCUCCUCACAUCAGCUCCAGCGCACAGCCAUCCUACAGCAAGACGCCACAACUCGCCACAUUUAACAGACCGCGUCUGAGGAGCUCUCGCAGAAACUUGCCUAAGAGACACAGAACAAUGAACGGUGAAAGUCCGCCGGCCAUCACCAUGGCACUGAUUAACCCUCAGGCCUCGCCCAUGCCCUCAGAGAGCAAGAUGUCUGCAACUCAGCAGCUCUCCAUCAGUGUGUGUGCGGCGCUGUAUUCCUACACACCUUAUCGCUCUGAAGAGCUGGAACUGAGGAAAGGUGAAAUGGUGGGGGUUUAUGGGAAAUUCAGCGAGGGCUGGCUGCGCGGACUGUCUCUCAAAACUGGCAAAGUAGGAAUCCUGCCUACCAACUAUGUUACACCAGUGCUCAGAACAUCAGCAAGGUUUCUCGAACAAAGCAAACCUGCCAUUCCUAAUUCAAGUGCAGUGUCAACAAAGCGCCACGCCUCACACAAGCCGCAGGCUGUUGUUCUGGCCCUCGACAGGGUAAACACUGACAGCCCUUCAGCUACAAUGCCUGUGACGUCAUCUGCCGGUCCAGGAAGAGCAGCACAGCUGGGCGGAAAGCAGGGCUGGAGCUCAGUGAGACGCUCCUUUCAUGCCACACAUAGGGGACUGCCUCACCAUGGAAGCUACAACUCAAACUCUAUCCUAAGCCUGCAGCCUCCACCUCAGGACUUGGGGCAGAUCUACACUUUCGGUCGCUCACCUGUUCUUCCUAAAAAGAGAAAUGGUUUAUUCUCCAACCCCAUGAAGGCACAGCAUUGGGCUUAUGAAACAACAUCUCCCUCUGCUGGUGCUUAUCAACCCAUCAUCAACCCUGGCCAGAAGGAGACCACCACAACUCGGCAGUCUAUUCUGGUUAAACCAGAUGCUUACAAGAACAAUGCAGAGAAGCCAGUGAAGUCAGUGCGGUUCCUGGCUCAUGACACUCCUCAGACAGCACCAAAAACGCCGUCCACUUCCACUGCAGGAUUAAGCUCUAGUUCUCAGCCUGGCUUUUCAACUCUGGACCACUGGAAUCCCUCGGCCAUACUGGGUCGAGAUGGACAUACAUUAGUCCUCAAAGACACAAAAACCCCUCCAGCCAGAAAGAGCACAGGCCAAGAUCAUGCUGCUAUGGACUCCCUCGCGCUAAAUAUGAAGCCAGUACUGAUCAACAACCAAUCCGGCUCCAGUAGAUGUAGGGUAAUUAAGGGAUACAACGCCAAAACAGAUGCAGAGCUCACGCUCACUGAAGGAGAAAUGGUCCUGGUUCAGAGGCCUCGAGCAGACGGAAGAGUUCUGGUGACGCAGGAGAUCAGUGGAAAAACAGGCCUUUUCCAAAGCAGCGUUCUGGAACUGCUAGACAAAAUCCUUUGAGUGCCACAGUUUCUGCUGUUGUGUGCUUGCCCUUUGACCAGUGCUGUGUUUAGGGUCACACUCUCAUAACCUCUUGUGUAAUAAACCAAAAGCAAUAUCUUGUAGGGUAUGACAGGUCAUCCACACCCACCUUGCACAAAAACUUGUCAUUUUUUCCUUCAUAAUCGGUCGAUUCAGACAGAUAAAUGUGCCUUUAUGUUG
Messenger RNA from Danio rerio (zebrafish), 2654 nucleotides. NCBI's taxonomy places the organism in Eukaryota, Metazoa, Chordata, Actinopteri, Cypriniformes, Danionidae. The record is from RefSeq and is a predicted model, not a curated record.